CCCCCGGUCACCCUGCAGUGAAGGUGAAGAAGCCGAUCCAGACCAAGUUUCGCAUGCCCGUCUUCAACUGGGUGGCACUGAAGCCGAGCCAGAUCGAUGGCACCGUCUUCACCGAGCUCAACGACGAGAAGGUGCUGCAGGAGCUGGACAUGAGUGACUUUGAGGAGCAGUUCAAGACCAAGGCACAGGGCCCUGGCUUGGACAUCAGUGCCCUCAAGGUGAAGGCCACGCAGAAGGCUCCCAACAAGGUCACCCUCAUGGAGUCCAACCGAGCCAAGAACCUGGCCAUCACCCUCCGCAAGGGCGGCCGCAGCAUCCAGGACAUCUGCACGGCCAUCGAGACGUAUGACCAACAAGCCCUGAGCCUCGACUUUCUGGAGCUGCUGCUGCGCUUCCUGCCCACUGAGUACGAGCGGACACUCAUUGGGAAGUUUGAGCGGGAUCAGCAGCCACUGGAGGAGCUCUCGGAUGAGGACCAGUUCAUGAUCCGCUUCAGCAAGAUCCCACGCCUGGCCGAGCGCAUGAAUGUCAUGAUCUUCCUGGGCAACUUCAAUGACACGGCCCAACUGCUCAUGCCGCAACUCAAUGCCAUCAUCGCCGCCUCCAUGUCCCUCAAGUCCUCCAGCAAACUGCGCAACAUCCUCGAGAUCGUCCUGGCCUUCGGGAACUACAUGAACAGCAGCAAGCGCGGGGCAGCCUACGGCUUCCGUCUGCAGAGCCUCGAUGCGCUCCUGGAGAUGAAGUCGACGGACCGCAAGCAAACGCUGCUGCAUUACCUCGUGCGGGUGAUCACGGAGAAGUACCCUGAGCUGACCGGCUUCCACACCGAGCUGCACUUCCUCGACAAGGCGGGCACAGUCUCCCUGGACAGCGUGCUGCAGGACGUGCGGAGCUUGCAGCAGGGGAUGGAGCUGACCCGCAAGGAAUUCAUGCGGCAGGAUGACAGUCCAGUGCUCAAGGACUUCCUCAAGGUCAACUCAGAGGUGAUGGAGAAGCUGCAGGCUGACAGCAAAACCGCCAAGGAGGCCUACGAGUCAGCUGUGGAGUACUUCGGGGAGAACCCCAAGACCAGUCCCCCCACCACCUUCUUCCCCAUGUUCAUGCGCUUCAUCAGAGCCUACAAGAAAGCGGAGCAGGACAUCGAGCUGUGGAAGAAACAAGAGGCCGUGGCCAAAGAGGCGGAAUCCGGUUCCCCUGGCAGCGAGGAUCAGCCCCAGGUGAAGUUGCCCAUCCAGAAAGCCAAGCGGCAGCAGAUGGACAUGAUCGCCGAGCUGAAGAAGAAGCAGAUGGUGAAGGAGCCGCUCAUCUACGAAGGAAAAGACGGGGCCAUCGAGGAUAUUAUUUCAGACCUGCGGAACAACCCUUACCGGCGCGGGGACAAGGGCCGCGGCAGCGCCAAGAAGCGGGCUGCGGGGCAGAGCCUGCAGGUGACGCCGGACAUCUCGCUGGGACCCGGGAGUACCUACAACCAUCGGCAGCAGGUCAAGGAUACGCUGUCUCAAGUCUCUGUGAGGUGGUACCUAGCUCUGUCCUCCUGCAUCCCCGGCAUCCGCCUCCACUGGCGGGGCUGGAGCCUCCUGGAGACGAGAGCGACCAUCAGCCCUCCUCCCCGGUAG
This is a messenger RNA of Eurypyga helias (sunbittern), 1616 nucleotides long. It is a transcript of the gene FMNL1, whose product is annotated as formin-like 1. Gene Ontology annotation, molecular function: actin filament binding; microtubule binding. The coding region runs from base 54 to 1616 and encodes 520 amino acids. The record is from RefSeq and is a predicted model, not a curated record. Lineage: Eukaryota; Metazoa; Chordata; Aves; Eurypygiformes; Eurypygidae. Gene Ontology annotation, biological process: cortical actin cytoskeleton organization; regulation of cell shape; actin nucleation. The transcript is spliced from 12 exons. Gene Ontology annotation, cellular component: actin filament; cytosol.